AACUCCACGAGCGACCAUGCCGAAGUUCGCCGUCCUGAGUGAAAGUCCGCAGUUCCAUCAAGCGAAGACAACCAAGCGAGCUUGCCAAUCCCCAAUCUCGUCAGAAGAUGAGUUCGACUUUGAGCCCCGCAAGCGAUCUAAGAACGCCCAGCAAAAGCCACGAGUGAUCAAGAAGGUGAUCACGGCAAAAGUGGCCAAGUCCAAAUCCAAGCGCCUGACAUCGAGUAGCACUGGAGCAAACACACGAAGGGCGGAUGCGCAACCGUCGUCGUCGCCCAAGUUUGUGUGGUACCUCAUGCAUUGCCUCAAGGAAAGCGUGCAGUCCACGAUGAGUUUCGAGUAUGGCUUUGGCCAAGGCAGCAUCGUUCCGUUGCCUACUUCUUCAGAGUGGACCAGUGAACAGACGAGUCAAUUUCGCGAGUGGCUGGAGGCCUUGGGCUUUGUGUCGCGACCUACCGUGAACUCGACGGUCUUUCGCAUUGCAAACAAAGACGCGCUGAGCAUUGUACAGCGGUUUUCCAGUCAAAUAUCGUCCAACCCAUCCAACACGCAAGCAUUGCUCGCUCAAAUGAAAGCUCCCAUCGAGGACGACAACUUGACGUUUGCUACAGCGACCGAAACACCCAAGAAACAGCGCAGCGGGUUCGACAACUACACCCGGCGGGCGCCACCAUCCUCCAGCAUUAUCACGACCUUGCAUCCAAUCAGUCGACGUCCGCCGCCGCCGUCGUCGUUGAUGUGGGGCUCUCCCAUCCCAACUGUCAGCUCUCGUCCGACGUACAACCACUCGCGGCUAUCAUCCUCAUCGAUCGAUUCAAUCGACUUGAACAACUUGCCAAGCUCCACGCGUCGCCUCAGCAUCUGUUCCAUCGCAGAAGAAGAGCUAUCUCAAAGCAGUAGCCACGGCAGCCACAACCGUAGCACCCAUCAUGAUCCCAAACAGUCGGCCGGGAUCGACUUCUCCAACGACGACUCGGACAUGGUCCGUCGCAGCAGCAUCGACUCGCUCGACUUAGACGCCAUCCAUCCCAACUCCGCCAGUGCCAAACGGUUGAGCUUUGGCGACUUUUUCCAAGUGCCCCCGCAGCUGUCGGCCUCCCGCUUGAGCGUCCACGAAGAGAGCAGCAGCAUGGACCUGCUCAACGUAUCGCGGGAAAAUGUGGUCGUCCAAUCAAAGAAGACGCGCAACCACCUCCGCCGAUUGUCUCGCUUUGACGUGGUCCGGUCCACCGAUCGCCGACUGUCGCUCUUUGUGGCUCCAAAAGUUGCUGCUACUAUGCCUCAGGCGGACAAAGCGGACCAUGUGGUCAUGCCACGUCACGUCGCGUCCAUCGUCCUCGCGUCGCAACUGGUCGAGAUGGUGCCUGCCGUUUCGCUGGUGUGCAAACAAUGGCAUCAACUCUUCCACGAGGUCUUGGCAUGGAACCAAGCGGAUUAUCACCGGCAACCCGUGGACGAAAACGCUGCGACACUGUACAAGAAUCUGCCGUGGGGUCAAUACUUGUCGGAUGGCGCGUACAAGCAAGUGUUCAAGGUAUAUUCCAAGCCGGACGACCGAUAUGAAGCCGUGAGUGUCAUGGACGUGCAUCACAUCGAGUCCACGGGCAACGAGCACAUCGUACGCCAAGAAAUUGCGCACUCGUUGCUGUUUUCCCACUUGGCCACUACCCAUCCAAACUUUCUGCGCAUUUACUCUGUGUUUCUCAUGUCAACUCCGCCGGACGAGGCAAUAUGGGGUUCGUCGGCUACCCCGACGCCCCAGGGGUUGACGUUUGACGCUGGAGUUGCUCCUCCGAGCUGUCUGUUGGGCACCAAGAACCACAAAAAGACAAGGGGACUGUACCAGUACAUUCGCAUGGAGUUGUGCGACGGAGGGAAUGUUGAAGAUUACUUGCGACUUGACGGCACGACCAACCUCGUCCACGGCUGGUCCAGCUUGUUCUUUCAAAUGGUGUACGCGUUGUACGCUGGUCGGGUACACCACCAACUCCGCCAUUACGAUGUCAAGCUGCUCAACUUUUUCUUGCAAUCCACGACUGGACGACGGACGCAAGACGAUCCGCCUCAUACAAUUGCUUACGCGUUGGAACACAAACUUGUCAAGUUGACGUCGCCAUAUUGGGUAAAGUUGGCAGACUUUGGCACGGCGGACACGGACGCGACGACGUUUGGACUGCCCAUCGGCGUCGAACAUUUUACGACGUUGGAAAACACGCCGAUGGAUUUCUUUUUGCGUGGGGAUGCAGCCGUCCAAGGCUACGCCGCCGACGCGUUUUCGUUGGGGUUGGCCCUCUUGCAUUUAGUCACUGGACGGGCACCGUACGAAGAGUUGCUGGAAGAUGUCGUGUGUCCACCGGGGCUGAAACGUUCGUUGCUGGCCGUGUGGAAGAAAAAGCAUGGUCGAGGAACAACCGAGUCUUCGUUCUUGGUGCUGCAGCAGCAACUGUCUGUAUCGAAAGAGAAUGCAGCCGUGCUAUGCGACACUGUGUACCGCUUGGUGGUAUUGUUUGGGCUGGAUCAGCUGGACAGCGCGUCGUCGGUUGUGAGUGCGCUGCUGCUGCAGCAGUUGGCCCCGUCUCCCAAGAAACGUCAUGCGACGCCGGCCCAGCGGCAGUUUGAAGUGGACGUGAGCAUGUACUCGGUGGCGUCGGGGGCGUCCGGCCCCAUCGCCCUCGCCCGCCGCCGCCUCCAAGCCACCCCCGGCGCCAUGGACGUGUUUCGAAGCCUCGUGCAUUUUGACCCAGCGCAACGCCCGACCAUGUCGUCGGUGCUCCAAAGUCGGAUGUUUGACGCCCUAUGUGAGGACAACUCGGAUGGACGAGCUGUCGCCACCGUCGCCGCGUAUGGAGGCGCCCGAUUGCUUGAUAUUUAAGACCGCUCUGUGGUACCUACCUAGUGUAGUUACUAGGCUAAGUGUAAGUGUAUAUAUACAUCGAGAAACACGUGACUACUGUAG
This is a messenger RNA of Aphanomyces astaci, 2956 nucleotides long. RefSeq names its product serine/threonine protein kinase. The transcript is spliced from 12 exons. Gene Ontology annotation, cellular component: cytoplasm. The coding region runs from base 17 to 2872 and encodes 951 amino acids. Gene Ontology annotation, biological process: protein phosphorylation. Gene Ontology annotation, molecular function: ATP binding; protein serine/threonine kinase activity. NCBI's taxonomy places the organism in Eukaryota, Oomycota, Saprolegniomycetes, Saprolegniales, Verrucalvaceae. The record is from RefSeq and is a predicted model, not a curated record.